AUGGUGGAAGAUAUAAUAAUAACGAACUCCGAAAAUAAAAUCGAGGAUUCGAUAGUAUGUUACGCUCCAACGAUGAUAGUUACGAACGGGAUAUGGCAAGGUGAUAAUCCACUUGAUUAUUCAUUACCACUCUUCAUAGUGCAAUUGACAUUGGUGGUUGUCAUCACUCGACUUCUCGUUUUUAUAUUGAAACCUAUUCGUCAACCUCGUGUUAUUGCUGAGAUUCUUGGUGGUGUAAUUUUGGGGCCAUCAGUAUUAGGAAGAAGUAGCACAUUUGCUAAUACAAUAUUUCCUCGAAGAAGUGUGAUGGUCCUAGAAACAAUGGCAAAUAUUGGACUUCUUUACUUCCUGUUUCUAGUAGGAGUAGAAAUGGACGUUGCUGUGCUUCGUCGAAAUAGUAAAAAAUCUUUGAUUAUAGCAAUAGCAGGGAUGAUAUUUCCAUGUAUAAUAGGGAGUUCAUUCUCCUUCUUGUUGCAUGAGAAAUCACAAAACACAAAAGAAUCAACUUUCAUUCUCUUCCUUGGCCUCGCGCUUUCUGUUACUUCAUUUCCUGUUCUUGCUAGAAUCCUCGCGGAGCUCAAACUUAUCAACUCUGAAAUUGGGAGGACCGCGAUGUCUGCUUCACUUAUUAAUGAUAUGGUAGCAUGGAUUGCCUUAGGCUUUGCAAUUGCCUUUUCUGAGAAUAAAGACAUGAGCUUGGCUUCUCUUUGGGUGAUCCUCUCAAGUGUAGCAUUCAUUUGUGUUUGUUUUUUCGUCGUUAAGCCAUUGAUUGAAAGGAGGAUAAGUCAGACCCCAGAAGGCGAAUCGAUUAGUGAGUUCAAUAUAUGUCUUAUUCUCACAGGAGUUAUGAUUUCUGGAUUCAUAACAGAUGUUAUUGGAACACAUUCUGUUUUUGGUGCUUUUGUCUUUGGUUUGAUUAUCCCUAGUGGUCCUCUUGGUUUGACACUUAUAGAAAGGCUAGAGGACUUUGUUUCGGGGCUUUUUCUACCACUUUUUUUCGCGAUUAGUGGUCUUAAAACAGAGAUUUCUGCUAUUGAUGGUGCUGCAACAUGGGGAAUUUUAUGUGUUGUUAUAGUCUUGGCUUGUGCUGGUAAAGUUAUAGGUGUAGUCCUUGCAACACUUUAUUACAAAAUGCCAUUUUAUGAAGGCCUCUCUCUUGGUCUCCUCAUGAAUGCCAAAGGCCUUGUUGAGAUGAUUGUCCUCAAUGUUGGUAAAGACCAAAAGGUUCUUGAUGAAAAAUCUUUUGCUAUAAUGGUGAUUGUAGCAAUUGGCAUGACUGCAAUCAUCACCCCUAUUGUGACAAUAGUCUACAAACCAUCAAGAAAUUUCACCCCAUAUAAGAGAAGAACAGUUCAGAAAACAAAGUUGGAUAGGGAAUUUCGAGUACUCGUUAGCAUCCACACACCUAAAGUUGUUCCAACAAUUAUCAGUCUUCUUGAAGCAUCAUGUCCAACCAAGAAAUCACCAAUAUGCAUAUAUGUCCUACACCUUGUCGAACUCACUGGCCGUGCAUCUGGAAUGCUUAUUGUCCAUAACAUGCGAAAAACAGGAAGGCCAGCUAUGAACAGAACUCAGGCUCAAUCGGAUCACAUCAUCAAUGCAUUCGAGAACUUUGAGAAAAGUGCAGGAUGCGUCUGCGUGCAACCUCUCACUGCCAUCUCCCCUUACUCCACUAUGCACGAAGACAUUUGCGUGUUAGCUGAGGAAAAACGCGUGGCACUAAUCAUCAUCCCUUUCCACAAGCAACAAACAGUUGAUGGUGGACUAGAAAUAACAAAUCCAUCAUUCCGAACAAUUAACCAGAAUGUACUAGCAAAUGCACCUUGCUCUGUUGGGAUAUUAGUGGAUAGAGGCUUAACAGGAUCUACAAGGUCAACAAUGAACCAAAUUUCACACCAUGUCGCGGUGUUAUUCUUUGGAGGACCAGAUGAUCGCGAAGCAUUAGCCUAUGCUUGGAGAAUGAGUGAACACCCAAACAUUAAUCUAACUGUUAUGCGUUUCCUCCCUGGAGAAACAGCAACAAGAUCAGAGUCAUCGAACAACAAGAAUGACCAUAGUAUUCUAACAGUUGAAACAGAACGCGAUAGGGAAAAACAGCUAGACGAGGAAUAUGUAACAGAAUUCAGGACAAAAACAGGAAAUGAUGAAUCAAUAGUUUACACAGAAAGAGUGGUGAAUCAUGGAGAAGAGACAGUAGCAGCAAUAAGGUCAAUAGAUAACUCACACGACUUGUUCAUAGUGGGUAGAGGAGAAGGCAGUAGCUCCCCGUUAACAGCAGGGCUAACUGAUUGGAGCGAAUGCCCGGAGCUUGGUACCAUUGGGGAUCUUUUAGCUUCUUCAGAUUUUGCGAUGACAGCUUCAGCAUUGGUGGUGCAACAAUAUGUAGGAAUGGGAACAGGGGAUCCGUUAGUCACUCCGGAUAGUCCUUGCCACCCCUUCAACAUCGAUCAUACGAAUCGUAGGCCACAAAACAGUUAUGGAGAACAACAACAACCUGAUUUUCAUUCACAACUUUGAAAACUUGAUCUUUCUUUUUUUUUAACCUAUUCUUGAUUUUGUUACUUGUAAAAUGUAAAACUUUUUUAUGCUUCCUACUCUAUAGAUCAAUCUUUGAUGUAUUUGGUGAGUAAAGUGAAGAUAAUCA
This is a messenger RNA of Solanum dulcamara, 2644 nucleotides long. Its product is annotated as cation/H(+) antiporter 15-like. Gene Ontology annotation, cellular component: membrane; endomembrane system. The record is from RefSeq and is a predicted model, not a curated record. The coding region runs from base 1 to 2517 and encodes 838 amino acids. Gene Ontology annotation, biological process: proton transmembrane transport; regulation of pH. Lineage: Eukaryota; Viridiplantae; Streptophyta; Magnoliopsida; Solanales; Solanaceae. The transcript has 3 exons. Gene Ontology annotation, molecular function: antiporter activity.